AGUAUUGGCAUGACAUGUAUUGAAUUUGAAACAAGACAACGUGACUUCAUGUUUUACAAACAUUGCAACUAGUAGAGUACAAAGUUUUGGGGAGAAGACAUUUCGGAAUGUAUGAUGUGUAGCUAACUAUGCUAACAGUCUUCGGCUUCCAUUGACAACUUGUUAACCCUGAUUCCUCAACUUAUUUCAAGAGCGUUUAUGACAAUUGCUCCCAACUACAAGUGUAGGUACAUUAGCGUUUUUUAUGUUUUGGACAAUUACCAAUCAUGUCAACUCACUUAGUGAGAAACGUCCGACCGAGGCGUGCAUUGAAAUGUCAACCAGUGAGUAUUUUGCCACACGCAAGAGGACAUUGCACUCCACCAACGAAUCAAGAUUCAAACCCGGGAAGGACUUUGCUGCAACUCUUUGUUGACAGACACUUUAUUUCUCCUGGAGAGAACAAUGUGGAACUAUUCAAGCGUGGGACGACCUGCUGCUACGGACCACUGGGUCUGAAUUUUAGUAGGAAUGUGCUGCACCAGUGGUGGUCUUCAAUGACCGGAUCCAGGGCUCAGGUAUUCGGGAUAAACACUCCGACUGGCAAUGCGGAUGCAGCGAUGGACGGAUGGGGACACCUGAGAAUUACAGAACCUGAUGACCUCAAUAAGAUACUGAAGCAGAAAGAGCUGAGCAAGGAGCAGCUCAUUCACAGUGUCCACAUAUCUCUGCAGAACUCAGCGCUGCUGAGGACAAAUGUAUUUCAAGGUGCUUUGGAACACUUCGUCCCUUCGUUUGAGCUGGUAAACAGGAAGCUCCCUUUUGGCCUAGCCGAGACUGGUCGGUGUUUCCAGCCCUCAAAAGAUGGCACUGCUGAAAUCACUCAAGCAUGUCUUGUCUGGUUCUGCUCCCCUCGGACCUCCUCACAAUGGUUGGACCACUGGGCUCGACAAAGGCUGAAAUGGUGGAGAAAAUUUGCCCUCGCUCCGUCACACUUCAGCAGCAGUGACGUCCUGCAGGAGGAACUGGAAGGGCCAGCAUCCCGAGGUGUAAAGAUCUUCUACAACUUCCCAUGGGGUCAGGAGCCCCUGGAGGUGCUGUGGAGCCGAGGAGACUGCGAGCUCCUACACAUCCACAAAGGAAUGCGCUCCAAACUCCAGAGUCGAGAUGGGCGCAAGUCAGUACCUCACGUGGUUUCUGUAACGGCAAACGUUGACCGUGGUUUGUUGGCCUUAUUGUCCAACUCCCUGCUGCUGCACAAGAGAGAAAAUGCAAAGCAGCAGCUGCAGCAGAGGAAGGUGCUGAAGUUGCAUCCAUUGUUAGCGCCAGUCAAAGUGGCUUUAGGUAUUGGCCGGGGAGCCACGAUGGAGCUGAGGCAGGUUUGCGAAGGCCUGCUGCAGGAAUUGAAGGAAGCAAAGAUUUCAGUCUGGCCUGGAUAUCUUGAAACAACGUCAACACCAAUGGAGCAGUUAAACGCCAAGUAUGAUGAGAUGGGUGUGCUUUUCACUGCUGUCAUCAGCGAAAACACACUAGAGAGUGGCCUCCUGCAGGUGCGCAGCAGAGACACUGCCAUCAAAGAAACCAUGCACAUCUCGGACAUAAAGAACUUCCUCUGCAGAUACAUUUCUGCUGCAGAAAAUAUGUAAAUGAUGUGUUUGGUGAUUUGAUAUACGUACUGCCUAUUUCACAACAAGAAUGUGAAACGACUCAUUACCGAGUCAUUUUUGAACAUUUUAUGUAUAUUUUACAGGGGUUUCCGUUUUGUAGCUAUAAACUAGCUGAUGAACCUAUAUCAGUUUGUUUGUUUGCAAUAAAGUAUGUAUCACUCUCAUUUCUGCAUUUUGAGUUCAAGUUACAACCUCCUUAAGAUCCAACAGUGCACAAUGUAAAUUCUUGCAAUUUUUCAACCGGCCUUUUUUCUGGUAAGGAGUGUAUAGUAUAGCCCAGGGGUCUCAAACACGCGGCCCGCGGGCAAAAUAUGGCCCGCAGGACACUAGUUUGAGGACCCCACCUUGAUAUGAAAGUUUAAUGUUAGUGCGGCCCACACAAGUUUGAUAUGGAUGCUGUAUGGUAUCAUGUACCCAGAAAAAAAUAUUACGUUUGAUUAAUGUUCAUGUUAAAGGUUAAAUAACUGUUAAUAGUUAUCCUCCCUAUCCGUGUGGAAGUGGUAAGUUUUUGGCUUUUUAAGUUUAAAGGAAACAACUUGGAGGCUACU
This is a messenger RNA of Doryrhamphus excisus (bluestripe pipefish), 2194 nucleotides long. It is a transcript of the gene polg2, whose product is annotated as polymerase (DNA directed), gamma 2, accessory subunit. NCBI's taxonomy places the organism in Eukaryota, Metazoa, Chordata, Actinopteri, Syngnathiformes, Syngnathidae. The record is from RefSeq and is a predicted model, not a curated record. Gene Ontology annotation, biological process: mitochondrial DNA replication. Gene Ontology annotation, cellular component: mitochondrion; cytoplasm.